Messenger RNA from Lampris incognitus (smalleye Pacific opah), 5155 nucleotides. It is a transcript of the gene mcf2lb, whose product is annotated as mcf.2 cell line derived transforming sequence-like b. The record is from RefSeq and is a predicted model, not a curated record. The transcript is spliced from 34 exons. Gene Ontology annotation, cellular component: cytoplasm; extrinsic component of membrane. Gene Ontology annotation, biological process: intracellular signal transduction; positive regulation of Rho protein signal transduction. NCBI's taxonomy places the organism in Eukaryota, Metazoa, Chordata, Actinopteri, Lampriformes, Lampridae. The coding region runs from base 39 to 4025 and encodes 1328 amino acids. Gene Ontology annotation, molecular function: guanyl-nucleotide exchange factor activity; protein binding.
AUAGUGAAAUAUUUCCAGUGAUACCUGAACUGAGCUGCAUGGAACAAGUGUCAGAAGACAGCGUGAAGGAAAAGAGUGACCAAGACAGCAGGAGGAUGGGAGGAGAGGAGACGACAGAUUUGGGCAUCCUGAUGGAGGAGGAUGAUGAGGAGGAGGAGGAUUUUGACUCCAAGCUGGGUUGGACCAUACAGGUGAGGUUGGACUCCGAUGAGAAGACUGAGGACUGGCCUGUGACGGAGGCGGAAAUGGUGCCGACGAAGGAUGGUGAGGUCGAUGGAUGGAUGGAUGGGGAGAAUGUGCAGGGCAGAGAGGAGGACAGGACAGAGGGAACGCUGGAGGUGUGGUUGCGGCCCAUAGAGGAAAACGGAGGUUAUGUCCGGAUCUCUCUGGAGGAGGUGGAGAGAUACUACAGAUUCUUACGUUGCUGCCAUUGGUUGUACAAUGACAUCAUGGAACAGGACAGCAGUCCUCUCUGCGCAGCUGGCAUCACACCUGACCUCAGGAAGCGCUUCGCCUUCCUCUCAGGGGGCAGAGGACAUAACGGCAGCCCCAUCAUUGUGUUCCCAGAAUUCCCUGCCUUUGGAGAGAUCACUGAGAGGGAGUUCCACAACGUGCUAACCUACCUGACCAGUGUACCCAGUCUGUCAGCAACCGGCGUGGGCUUCAUCCUCGUCAUCGAUCGCCGGCAGGACCGAUGGGCAGCUGUCAAGGGGACCCUGCUUCGCAUCGCAGGCUCCUUCCCAGGGAACCUCCAGUUGGUUCUGGUUCUGAGGCCCACCACUCUCUUGCAACGAACCCUGUCAGACAUCCUCUUCAAAUUCAACAAGGAUGAGUUCAAGAUGAAGGUGCCGGUGAUCAUGUUGAGCUCUGUGACGGAGCUCCACUCUUACAUAGACCGCAGCCAGCUGACGCAGGAACUCGGAGGAACUCAAGAGUACUGCCAUGAGAAGUGGAUCUCUCACCGAACUGCCAUCGAGGGUUUUGCAUUGAUGGUGAAGAAAACGGCCCAGACGCUGCAGUCGUUUGGGACUGAGCUGGCUGAAACUGAACUCCCCAAUGACAUCCAGGCCACAACCAGCCUGCUGGGUACACACACCGACAAAAAGGACAAGAUGAAGGAGGACCUUCUGGUGGCUCUUGGCCAGGGCCACAGGCUGUUGGAAAGCAUCAAUGAACCAGUUGUGCGAGAUCCCGACCACAACAUGAACCAGGACGAACUGGAGAACCUGGCCACGGUGCAGAGACUUCUGUCUCAGUUGGACGAGACAGAACGGGCAUUUGAUGAAUUCUGGGUGAGACACCAAACCAAACUAGAACAAUGUCUCCAGCUCCGCCACUUUGAGCACGACUACAGAGAGGUCCGGUCUCAGCUGGACCAGGUCUCUGAGAAACUGGCCACCUUCACCGAGGUGGGAAUCAGCCCAGCCCAUGCCGACCACAUCUUCCGUGAACUGACCAGCUAUGAGGAGAAAGUCUGUGAGGUGCUGGAUAGGGCUUUGGCUCUGGCUGGCGAGGGCGACGAGUUGAUCCAGAACUCUCACUAUGCUGAGGAUUCGAUUCAGCCCAAAUGCAGCGAGCUCAGAGCAGUCAGCGAGGAUCUGAGCAGCACUCUGAGGGCCAAGAAAGACAACCUUCUUAAAGCCAUGGAGCUUCACCAUUAUCUGGAGAGGGCAGCCAAGUGGUGUGAUGAUGGCAUAUACCUGCUGGCAUCGCAGCCAGUGGACAAGUGUCAAUCACACGAGGGGGCGGAGUCUGCUCUGAAGGAAGUGGAGCGCUACCUUGAAUCGGCAGGUCAGAACCGGCUGACGGACCUCAACAUCAUCUGGAGGGAAUAUGAGGCCAUCCUCAACCAGGAGUUCAGGGACCAAGUGGAGAAGGUGUUUCAGAAACAGGCAUCCAUGCAGGAGAUGUUUGAUAAGAGGAGGAUCAGCCUGAAGAAGCUAGCAGCCAAACAGACCAGGCCGGUCCAGUCAGUCGCCCCGAGGCCUGAAGCCUUUAUCAAGUCGCCCCUCACCUCGCCCGCCCACAGAGCCCAGCAGGGGAAAAACUCCUCGGAUGUGGACUCUGAAAAUGAUGUCAGCUGCAAGAAAGGAGACGGCCAUUUGCAGAAUGGAGGAAACAGCAGCAGACCUGUCUCUCUGUCCGAGGAGGAGGAGAACCUGGCUGUACUCAGGAGACAUGUUAUGAAUGAGCUGCUGGAAACGGAGCGAGCGUAUGUGGAGGAGCUGCUCUGUGUACUGCAGGGUUACGCCUCCGAGAUGGACAACCCAGCCAUGGUUCACCUCAUCCCACUUCCCUUACAAAACAAGAAGGAGGUCCUGUUUGGCAACAUGCCAGAGAUCUAUCACUUCCACAAGAGGACCUUUCUGAGGGAACUGGAGCAGUACACAGACUGCCCUGAGUUGGUUGGAAGGUGUUUUCUAGAGAGGAUGACCGAUCUACAGAUCUAUGAGAAAUACUGCCACAACAAACCGCGCUCAGAAAGUCUCUGGAGGCAAUGCUCUGACUGUGCCUUCUUCCAGGAGUGUCAGAAAAAGCUGGAACAUAAACUGGGCUUGGAUUCUUAUCUGCUGAAGCCUGUUCAAAGAAUUACAAAGUACCAGCUGCUGCUAAAGGAACUUCUGAAGUACAGUAAGGGCUGUGAUGGGACUGAUGACCUGCAGGAGGCGCUGUCCUCCAUAUUGGGCAUCCUCAAGGCCGUCAACGACUCAAUGCACCUCAUUGCCAUCACAGGAUACGAGGGUAACCUGAGUGAGCUGGGCAGGUUGCUGAUGCAGGGGUCAUUCAGCGUGUGGACAGAACAUAAGAAAGGUCACGCCAAGGUCAAGGACCUGGCCCGCUUCAAACCCAUGCAGAGGCAUCUGUUCCUGCACGAGAAGGCCUUGCUGUUCUGCAAGAGGAGGGAGGAGAACGGAGAGGGCUACGAGAAGGCCCCAUCUUACAGCUUCAAACAGUCUCUAAGCAUGAGCGCUGUCGGUAUAACCGAGAAUGCGAAAGGCGAUAAUAAGAAGUUUGAAAUUUGGUGCAACUCUCGAGAGGAGGUGUACAUUGUUCAGGCGCCAACGACUGAAGUGAAAACCACUUGGGUCAAUGAGAUAAGGAAGGUUCUGACAACCCAGUUGGAGGCAUACAGAGAAGCCAGCCAGCAGAGGGCGACAGAACAGGUGUUCCAGUUCCCUCCUAUGUCAGGAUCUGUCAGCCUCAGUCCAUUCAAGAGUGGCCAGAGGAGCUUGAAAAGGGGAGAGGAGAAGAAGGCUGAGCCCUGCAGCCCUGAUGCCAACUCCUCUUCCUCUCCAAAGCCCACAGGAAAAGACGAGACGGUGACCAGCCCCACCUCAGACAGAGCUGCUGUGGCUAAAAAACGCUUUACUUUGCAGGGCCUCAGUAGCCUGAAAACCCAGAAAGAGCCCUCAUGUACUGAUGAUAAAAGCUUAACAUUACCCGUGACCUUCCUACCUUCAGCAGGCUCUCCCACAAGCCCCGAUCACAAGACCAAACGCCACGAGAUAAAGAGCGAUCCAACACCAUUUGGCUUUAAAGACACAGGUUCUCCUCCACCUCACCUGGGCACAGUCAGGUGGUUCAGCACCUCUAGUCUCUUACAGGCCAAGAGAAGAGGCUGGACCAAGGCCACCUUGUCUCUGGACGCCUCGGAGGAGAACGAUGGUUACUCCAGUGCUGAGGACCCUCUCAACUCUGAUCCAGAGGAUGAGGGCAGAAAGAAGCUCUGUGCUGGGAAAUACACGGUGGUGUCCGACUAUGAGAGGGGCGGUGCCCAAGAGCUGUCGGUCAAGAGUGGAGACACGGUGCAGCUGGGCAAGGAAGGAGAUGAUGGACAAUGGUUUGUGCGCAACCUGAGGACCGGUAAGGAGGGCUGGGUGGCUGCUGCCAAUCUUCUCACCAUGAUUCGAGAGUCCAAGUCCUGUCAGUCUCUCACCAGCUCAGAGGGCAGUGGCUCCGGUAAUCUCAGCACCUCCUCGAGUUGCAGUGAGACCUACACAAGCUUCUCCGACAUCAAACCCUGAAGCCCCUCCUUACACACACACACACACACACACACACACACACACACACCUGAGCCAUGGAGUAAGUCAGACUAGCGGUCACCUCCGGCAAACUUCAUCACACUUCAUCAAAAUUACCCCAACUGAGGAGGGCACAUGCAAGUGAAUGCCGCCAUCAGGGGUAGAAACACUUCUUCUCCGAUUUCAACUGAAAACUCUCCUUCGUCGUGGCCCAUGACGUGACGGUGCUUGUUCAAGAUUUGAAUAUGGUGUCCUUGUGUGGUGACCCAGAAGAGUGACUCAGUGUGUAUCAUGUCCAAGCCUGAUCACGGACCAUAAGUUAUGAUAUGGAUUCAUUUUUUUUAGAUUCAUGUUUGACUUCUAGCAGUUUACCAAUAGCAAAGAGGAGAAUGAUGUGACCGCACGGACGUGUGAGGGGGCCAGAAGGACUGAUCUCCGUUUGUGCACCCGUCUGGAUUCACGGUAAAACAAAGCAAGAGGCUCCAAUUCGGGAUGAUUUGUGUCAAGGUUGCGCUUCACCUUUUGAUAAGCUUGGUGUCCAUCUGUAACAGCCCCAUUUCACUGUGUGCAGGUGUAAAUAGAAAAUGAAAGAGUGGAGACGUGGAAUCGUGGGAUGUUUCGCUUUCAUGAAUGUCGCUCUGAGAGUGCUGCGCAUCGCCGGUUCGUCUGCUGGGUUUGUUCCCCUGGAGGCAGUUAUUUAUUUGUAUGCAAAUGUGAAAAAAGAGGAAUAGCAGAUUUCUUCUUACGUCAUCUCCUCUGUCAGACCCUGUCUCUCUCUCUCUCUCUCUUCCCUCUACAUAGCUCAGUGUUAACCACUGUCUGUCUGUAGAAAUGUGUCUGUGUCCCCACAGCAGCUGCUUGGCACAUUCUGUGUGUGAACGUUUGAUGGACUCGUUGUUUUACACUACGCGAGUCUGUACGUAUGUUACAAUAUGAAAUGUCUGCUAAUGUGAAUAAACAGAUCAGUGUAUAGAGCUAACUUAUUUCCUGUCAAGGGAUCAUACUCAGAAUGUAGAUAUUGUUUAUUUCUGUCCGUGAUAAAGAUGUUAAAUAUCUCAGAUGCUAUAUUGUACAUUGAGUACGGUACUGUCACUGAUGUGUGACUUGUCUAUGGGUUUUUCUACAUAAAG